AUGUUACUACGUCCAUGCUUAUCAAAUAAAAAUAUAGUACAACCGCAAUUACCAUUGAAUGAUGAUACAGUUCUCUAUAAUAAUACCAACAAUAAUUCUCAUUUGGAAGACACCAGUAACAAUAACGAUAUUCAUACAGCACAAAGAAAAAAGAGAAAACAUAGGCAUAAGGAUAAAGGACCGAUAUCUUUAGCUAUUUUGACGGAGAAAGGAAUACUGAUCAAAUCAAGGAAACCAACAACAUCUGAACUGUCCGAGAAAGAGUUGGGAAGAAUGUCAAAGGAAUUUUCGGCAAGUAGGACGAGCAUUUCAAGUAGUGCUACGAGUUUUAGGAGUAGUGUAGACAAUAACAGUUCUUUUGAAACCGCAUCAUUGAUCAGCUGUGUUACAUGUUUAAGUGAUGACGGAGACGACGACACAUCUUCAAAUUCUUCGGUAGACACUACAAGCACUCAAAACCAUAAAUUUAAAACCGAUAUUAAGAAUUCAAGGAAGAAUUCGACUAACUAUAGUUCAAUGAAUGGUCAAUUCCCAACAAACACAGUGAUAUCCUAUGAUAGAAUCCUAAAUGCAGGAUCUGUAGAAAACGAAGAAAGAAUUAAAACAAUACCAGUUCAAAUGAGCCGUCUUCCUAACCAGCAUAUUAUUGAAAUAACAUUCGCAAAACCAACUAGGCACGAUGUCAAACCCAAAUCAUUGACUUUGGUCAUUGAGAAUAGUGGUACAAAACAAGAAGUAAUAGAAAAAAUUUUAAGCAGGAGUUACAGAAACUCAAAACGCCAAAGAUCCAUACUGGUCAUCAUUAAUCCAUUUGGAGGCAAAAAAAAUGCAAAAAAAAUAUUUAAGAAGAAAGCAAAACCAUUACUUCUUGCUAGCAAUUUUAAAGUCGAUGUAGCUUAUACAAAAUAUCCAUGCCAUGCUGUAGACAUCGUCAAAAAUAUAGAUAUAAACAAAUACGACACAAUUGCAUGUGCAUCCGGUGAUGGUAUCCCACAUGAGGUAAUUAAUGGGUUGUUUCAAAGACCAGAUCGUGUUGAAGCGUUCAAUAAGUUAGCGAUAACAGAAAUACCAUGUGGUUCUGGUAAUGCCAUGAGUGUAUCAUGUCACUGGACCAAUAACCCCUCAUAUGCAACUCUAUUUUUAAUCAAAUCUGUAGAGAAAAGGAUCGAUAUUAUGUGCUGUAGUCAACCAUCCACAAGGUCAACAUUCCCCCGUUUAUCAUUUUUAAGUCAAACGUAUGGUAUAAUUGCUGAAUCUGAUAUCAAUACGGAGUUUAUUAGAUGGAUGGGACCUGCUAGGUUUGAAUUAGGUGUAGCUUUUAAUAUCUUACAAAGGAAAAAAUAUCCAUGUGACAUAUAUGUGAAAUACCAUGCGAAAAGCAAAAACGAUUUAAAAUCUCAUUAUCUUAAGUACAAGAGGAAAUUAGAAGAUACCGAAGUAGAUAUACUUGAGAAACCUGAAUUAACAGAACCUGAGAUUAGAUAUAUUGGAGAUGAUGAUUAUGAAAGCGAUAUAGAAUCUGACGAAACAUCAAUAACCAAUACUUCUGACAAUCUUUAUUUGACUAACGCAAUAACGAUACAAGAUGAAACGGGUUCAACUGAGACUGAUAUUAAUAAUUUUGUUACAGAAAGUGAUUUCCAAUUGAAAUAUAAAUUCGAAAAUGGUGUUCCCGAUGAUUGGGAAAGAAUUGACCCACAUGUUACAAACAAUCUUGGUAUAUUUUAUUCAGGCAAGAUGCCCUAUGUCGCAGCCGAUACAAAAUUCUUCCCUGCUGCAUUACCUUCCGAUGGAUGUAUGGAUAUGGUUAUUACAGAUUCUCGAACACCAUUCACAAGGAUGGUUCCUAUUUUAUUGGCUUUAGAUAAAGGAUCACACGUCUUACAACCUGAAGUUCUUCAUUCUAAAAUUUUGGCAUACAGAUUGAUCCCAAAAAACUCCGACAAAGAAAUUAGUAGUAAUAGUUAUAGGGAGGGUACACCAGAUUCUGCUGAUAAUUUUGAUGACAUUUCAAGUCCGAAUGGGCUCUAUUCCAUUGACGGGGAAAAAUUUCCUUUGGAACCAUUACAAGUUGAAAUUAUGCCAAAAUUAUGCAAAACACUUCUAAGAGAUGGCAAAUACGUGGACACUCAAUUUGAUAAGAUGUGA
Messenger RNA from Maudiozyma barnettii, 2148 nucleotides. RefSeq names its product sphinganine kinase LCB5 (gene LCB5). Gene Ontology annotation, biological process: sphingosine biosynthetic process. The transcript has a single exon. Bases 1 to 2148 code for a protein of 715 amino acids. NCBI's taxonomy places the organism in Eukaryota, Fungi, Ascomycota, Saccharomycetes, Saccharomycetales, Saccharomycetaceae. The record is from RefSeq and is a predicted model, not a curated record. Gene Ontology annotation, cellular component: cytoplasm; intracellular membrane-bounded organelle; membrane.